GUAGUAAAACCCUAAUAUAGCCCACCUAUAUAAAUUCACCACUCAAAUUUUGCUAUCGUCUUUUACUCUUCGUUGCAGCCUCUCUCUCUAAGACUUUUGCUUCUCUUCGUUCGUAAAGCCAAUUCAAAGAAUUAAUAUGUCUGGUGAUGCGGCUGUUGUUGCUCCGGUUGUUGAGGCAGCAGUGAUCCCAGAGGACAUGGAUUUAAUGACUGCAGCGGAGUUGACAAUUAGGAAAUCUUGUGCUUAUGGUGGUGUUGUUCGUGGUCUCCAUGAAAGCACUAAGCUUAUUGAGAAGCGUGUUGCUCAGCUCUGUGUCUUGGCUGAAGAUUGCAACCAACCUGAUUAUGUCAAGCUGGUUACAGCUCUUUGCACUGACCACAACAUCAAUUUGCUUACGGUUCCCAGUGCCAAAACACUCGGUGAAUGGGCUGGUCUUUGCAAGCUUGAUUCAGAGGGCAAUGCGAGGAAGGUUGUUGGAUGCUCAUGUCUUGUGGUCAAGGAUUACGGUGAGGAGACUACUGCACUAAACAUUGUCAAGAAGCAUCUUGAAUCUAACUAAAUCAGCAAAGAAAGUUUUAAGAUGCUUUCAUCCCAAAAGAAACACAUUUUUUUUUCUACUGUCCACUCUUCUUAAUUUUUUGUGUUCUGUGUUUUUGAUAUUUAAUACUCCGUAGUAGGGACAGGUCUUGGAAUUUGUUUGGAACAUAAGGUUUAACAAUUUUUAGGCUCUGUCCAUCUCGCUCAAUAAGAUUGAAUAUUUUUUCUUGCUUA
Messenger RNA from Arabidopsis lyrata subsp. lyrata, 771 nucleotides. RefSeq names its product 40S ribosomal protein S12-2. Gene Ontology annotation, molecular function: structural constituent of ribosome. The record is from RefSeq and is a predicted model, not a curated record. Gene Ontology annotation, cellular component: ribosome; cytosolic small ribosomal subunit. NCBI's taxonomy places the organism in Eukaryota, Viridiplantae, Streptophyta, Magnoliopsida, Brassicales, Brassicaceae. The transcript is spliced from 5 exons. The coding region runs from base 137 to 559 and encodes 140 amino acids. Gene Ontology annotation, biological process: translation.